Microplitis demolitor is the source of this 1461-nucleotide messenger RNA. Its product is annotated as solute carrier family 49 member 4-like. Lineage: Eukaryota; Metazoa; Arthropoda; Insecta; Hymenoptera; Braconidae. Gene Ontology annotation, cellular component: membrane; intracellular membrane-bounded organelle. The annotation marks the transcript as partial. The transcript is spliced from 8 exons. The record is from RefSeq and is a predicted model, not a curated record.
AUGGGGGUUAAUGAAAUCGAUAGUAAAUCAAAAGAAUCAAUAAAAAGUUUAGAAAUGUCAAAAUCAAAGGGUAAAAAGAAAAAUAAAAAAAAGGAGGAUAAUAAAGAGCGUAAAUUACGUCCACGGAUGUCGAACAUAAGGUACAGUGUGCAAAUAGAGAGAGAACUGGGCGAGUCUAGUGAAGGAAGACAAUUGUUAAUUAAAAAUGACAGCAAAUCAUUGAAGCGACGUUGGGCCGCACUGGGCCUUUUUUGUGCCCUAAAUAGCACGCAGUGCUGCGUUUGGAACACAUGGGGACCAAUUGGUAAAUCUGUUAUCCAGGCGUUUCCUAAUUGGAAUAAAAAUUCACUGGCGCUUAUUUCCAAUUGGGGCUGCAUCACUUAUUUGACUUGUUGUCUGCCUUGUUGUUGGCUGCUCAAUGAAACAGAUUUAGCUACUCCAUUGAAAAUAGCCGCCGUCCUGUCAACAGUAGCUACAUCCUUACGUUGCAUAUCCACCCGCACAUCAAUCUUCACCACGACCGCACACAUGGCAGCGAUAAUAAACGGACUGGCCGGAGUUAUCGUCGGCCCAGCCACAGCUCUGGUCUCCGCCGUCUGGUUCCCAACAGGAGAACGCACGACCGCCACUGGAAUAUCCUCAUCUUCCAGUCAAAUUGGCAUGGCUCUUUCCUAUAUCCUUGGACCAGCUCUUGUCGGGCUCAGCAAAAAUAGCAAUCCGCCUCUUCUCAAUUUUACUGAUGAUCAUAAAAGCGCAAAUAUUGCUGGUAUAUCUGUCUAUCAGAUAAAUUUGCAAGACCAGAUAAUGUCAUUGAUGAGAAUCGAAUUCGUUAUUCAAUGCAUGGUCCUAAUUGGAAUAUUGGCAUGUUUUCCAAAACAGUCCCAAAUAUCGAACACGAAUAUUCAAGUAUCAACGCUCGGAUUAUCCGAGUCAUUAAUUAAAAUCACGAGAAACAAGAAUAUGUGGUUUCUUUGUCUUUCUGCGGCAUUAACUCAGGGUAUGACGAGUCCUUGGUUGGCAAUGAUAACAAUGGCUUUUGGGACAAUUACACAAGAAGAAUCAGAUAAACUAGCAUUUUGGACAGUGGUACUAAGUAGUAUAUUAUGUCUAGUAACAUCAAGAAUGAUGGACAUUUUUCAAGGACAUUUAAAAGCUGCGAUAUCGGUAUUGCUUAUUAUUUCAUCAAUGAUGUUUCUAUGGAUAAUUCUACUCGAUAGCAAAGUACUUGUCUUUCAUAAACACGAAUUAUAUGCUGCUGUAAUACUUGGCAUUGCUACUAACUGGUCAACUUCCGCCCUGUUCUUGGAGUUAGCAUCCGAAAUUUCUUUCCCCAUUUCCGAAGCCAUUGUCGGCGGUUACAUGAUUUUUUUAUCGAAUAUUGUUGGGAUGAUAUUUUAUUUGUCUUAUUGUAUUCCUGGAAUGGGUAAAAUCAAGUCACUUUAUAAAUUACUAUUAUUAAUA